Messenger RNA from Chionomys nivalis (European snow vole), 4947 nucleotides. It is a transcript of the gene Tom1l2, whose product is annotated as target of myb1 like 2 membrane trafficking protein. Gene Ontology annotation, molecular function: phosphatidylinositol binding; clathrin binding; ubiquitin binding. NCBI's taxonomy places the organism in Eukaryota, Metazoa, Chordata, Mammalia, Rodentia, Cricetidae. The record is from RefSeq and is a predicted model, not a curated record. Gene Ontology annotation, biological process: signal transduction. The coding region runs from base 106 to 1692 and encodes 528 amino acids. Gene Ontology annotation, cellular component: membrane; endosome. The transcript has 16 exons.
UUCCCGAGGGUGGGGCGGGGGCAAGUGUCAGUCAGGGCAGAGCGCGGCGCGGGCAGCUGAGACCCGCGGCAGACAGGCAUCCGGGCCGGAACGAGGCCUGCAGAGAUGGAGUUCCUGCUGGGGAAUCCGUUCAGCACCCCUGUAGGGCAGUGUCUUGAAAAGGCCACGGAUGGCUCCCUGCAGAGCGAGGACUGGACACUGAACAUGGAGAUCUGUGACAUCAUCAAUGAGACAGAAGAAGGGCCAAAGGAUGCCAUUCGAGCACUAAAGAAGCGGCUCAGCGGGAACCGGAACUACAGAGAAGUGAUGUUGGCCCUGACGGUGCUGGAGACUUGUGUGAAGAACUGUGGCCACCGCUUUCACCUCCUUGUAGCCAACCGAGACUUCAUCGACAGCGUUCUGGUCAAAAUUAUCUCUCCCAAGAAUAACCCUCCCACCAUCGUCCAGGACAAAGUACUUGCUCUAAUUCAGGCGUGGGCAGAUGCCUUUAGGAGCAGUCCUGACCUCACUGGUGUUGUGCACAUAUAUGAAGAACUGAAGAGGAAAGGAGUUGAAUUUCCCAUGGCAGACUUGGACGCUCUGUCUCCUAUCCACACACCCCAGCGGAGUGUUCCAGAAAUGGAUCCAGCUGCCACCGUGCCCAGGUCCCAGUCGCAGCCCCGGACAAGUGCCGGCACCUACCCCUCACCUUCUCCAGCCUCCUACUCUACGCUGCAGGCCCCAGCCCUGAGUGUGACUGGCCCCAUCACAGCCAAUUCCGAACAGAUUGCUAGGCUGCGCAGUGAGCUGGACAUUGUUCGGGGAAACACAAAAGUCAUGUCUGAGAUGUUAACAGAAAUGGUCCCCGGGCAGGAGGAUUCUUCUGAUCUGGAACUGCUCCAGGAAUUGAACAGGACCUGCCGGGCCAUGCAGCACCGCAUAGUGGAACUCAUCUCCCGAGUGUCCAAUGAGGAAGUCACCGAGGAGCUGCUGCAUGUCAACGAUGACCUCAACAACGUCUUCCUCCGCUAUGAGAGGUUCGAGAGGUACCGGUCUGGCCGAUCUGCUCAGAAUGCCAGCAAUGGAGUACUGAGUGAAGUGACUGAAGACAACCUAAUAGACCUGGGCCCCGGCUCCCCUGCUGUGGUGAGCCCCAUGGUAGGGAGCACAGCACCCCCAUCUUCUCUCUCCUCCCAACUCGCAGGCUUGGACUUGGGAACAGAGACUGUCAGUGGCACCCUCAGCUCACUGCAACAGUGUAAGCCUCAUGAUGGUUUCGACAUGUUUGCCCAGACCAGAGGGAACUCCUUGGCUGAACAGCGAAAGACGGUCACCUAUGAGGAUCCCCAGGCUGUUGGAGGACUCGCCUCUGCUCUAGACAAUCGGAAACAGAGCUCAGAAAUGAGAGGGAAAGGUGGGGAUUGUGACCUGCAACCCAUAGACAGCUGGCUCAUGACCCAAGGAAUGAUCCCCGUUGCGCAGCCCUCUGUCAUGGACGACAUUGAGGUGUGGCUCAGGACAGACCUGAAGGGUGACGACCUGGAAGAGGGUGUCACAAGUGAAGAGUUUGAUAAGUUCCUGGAAGAGCGAGCCAAAGCUGCAGAAUCAGUUCCAGACCUGCCCUCACCCCCAACAGAGGCCCCUGCACCAGCCUCAAAUACUUCCAACCGGAAGAAGCCAGAGCGGUCUGAGGACGCACUCUUUGCCCUGUGAUCUGUCCUGUGGUUUGCCUCCCCAUGACAGGUCACUGCUGACGCUCCUAGUGGACACUGGGCACUGGCCACUCCCUAACCCCACAGCCUGCACAUGUGUAUCUCCAUGGAAAUGACACUGAUUGCUCCCAGGCCUGCCUGGUCAGGGCCCGCUUUGCCACUUUUUCUCUGAGCAGCACUGACCAGAGGGCCUGUCCUCCCUUACCCAAGGGCUCUUGGCCUUGGGUCUUCCCAGGAAGAAGCAGUGGUCCAGCCUCAGGCAGGGUAGCCCCUUGACACUUUAUGAGCAGAGCUCCUAAACUGACUCUCACUACCCCAUCCUGCUUCUGCCUAGCUCCGUGGCUUCCUUAGGUGAGACACUCUGCUCCCCUGGACCCCUUCUUCCAUCAAGGACUCUGGGAAAGCAGGGCUCAAGUAUCUGUAACCACAGGCUUCGUCUCUCUCCCUGGACUGGGUGGCACUAGUGUCUGUACUGUCGCUGGCCCUUCCUCUGUCCAUCAGCUGCUAGGCCUUGGACCUGUGGCUCUCGGUGUGAGAAGGGCCUAGGGCAGCACGUGCCCUGCAGAUGGUAGACAGCUUACUCCAUGCACACUGUGCACACUCACAUCAGCCCUGAUGUCUGGAGAGGGUUGUUUGCCAGUGCAACAUGACUUUAAUGUAUCCCGUGACUAGGCUUUGCCUUCAGCAACCUCCAUAUGGCUCCCUCCAGGCCCAGAACAGGUAGCUGUGUGUGCUGUGCCUGGAGGUCCCGAUGACCAGGGGCCGCGUCAGGCUGGAGCCACACUCCGCUCUUCCCCACUCUUCCCCCUCCCUGACAUGGCCUCAGCCUUCAUGGCUGUCCCCACUUGACCUGCCCCCCACCUCACAUGCCCCCUAGCCAGCAGUUUCAGUCUGAAGCCUGACAGCCUGGAUCUGAGCAAGCGAGAGCUGGUGGUACCUGCUCCUGCCCUGUCUUGGCUGGUUUGUUCCCUGUCUCUGAGCAAAUGGCCAGUGCUCCCUGAAUCCUGGUCUAGCUGCUGUCGCCUAGAGAAAGGAAAAAGCUGUUGCAGCUGUAUUACUAUAUACUGUGCAGGUCACCACACACUCCCCACCCAAUGUGUGGUCAGCCUUUCCCACCGUUAGAAUGGCCCAGUGCUACACCUGUUGCCACCGAGUGCCAGCCCCAGCAGGGAGAGGAGGCUGGGUCCCACCUGCAGUAAGAUCAGUGCGCAGGCUCUGGGCAGCUCUUAGGGUGGGACCGUAGCCCUGGGUGAGAACAGAAAUGGCCUACCCCAGGACUCUGGUUAGAGUUCACCUGGCAGGGCCUGUGGAGGAUGUCAGCUGACCUGCUAACUACCUAGCCCUCUUUGAGCACCUUCCACCCCUCCACACACUCCAUCAGAACCUGUGGCCAAGCAGAGCUUCUCUGUCAGUGUUUCUCAAAGGCAGAGCCCUCUAAGCUAGGCUGAUUAUUAAGGCCUCUGAAGGCUUAUCACACACCAGGGGAGGCUAGGGAGCCCAGUGUACCUGGAAGCUUGGCCUUUGGCACAGUCUAAAAGGGUUGUCUCUGGGGAUCAGCUGUACAGUCUAAAGAGCUGGACCUGUGGCAGUAGGCAAUCAGGCCAGCAUCUCUGAAUUAAGAGAAUGCCCCUGCUUGUGGGUAAUAUAGAGAAGAAGAUGGGCCUCCAUCAGGGAGAGAGAUGGAUGUGGAGGCCUACCUUGGGUGUUCCCAGCAAGGCUGUUUCUAGUACCAGUGUCCAGAUGUCCCCUGUCCUCCUGACUACAGCUGCCCUGGGGGCAGCCUGUACUCAAGGACUCCCACAGGCUGUGUCAAGAGACCGUCUUUCUGGCUGAGAGCAGCCCAGCUGGUAGUCUGGUUUCUCUUGUCUAGAGGUAGUCCGCCUUAUCUGUGGGCUGUAGUGACAUGUGCCUGAGGCCUUUAUGAGAAGCAAAAUUGGGCCUAGGGGGGAUCAUGAAGGGGGUUCAACCCUAUGGACUGUCCUGUCCUGAGGCCUGUGGUUCCCCACCAUCUGUGGGCAAAGUCCUUAGAAGCUGGGCCCUCUCAAGCCAGCAGCCUUGACAAGUGUUAGAAAUCACAGAUAGAGUGUGUACUUAAUUACACUAAAUUAUUGCCGGGACUCAUAAGCACUAAUUACACCUGAUUAUAGGUUAAAAUAUUUAUUUUGUCAAAAUAUUUUCUUGAGGAUGUGUUUAACCUUUUCUUGUUCAUUGUGUGCUGAAGUAUGAAGAUUGCUUCUUCCUACCUUUUUGGCCAUCAGGCAGCAGCAAAGGAAAGUCACCAGGUAUAUGUUGAUCCUGUGAGUCUGCCCAGGUACCAGGAAGGCAGGCUAGAGUUGGGCAGAGACUGAACAACUCAGUUAUCUGAAUAUGGGACAUGGGGUUUCAGAGCCAAAAGGGCUUCUUGGUAGCUGUGGCCAGAGCUAGUUUUCAUUUCCUGUCAGCCCCUCAUGUGAGUGACUGUGCCUUGGCGUGAGCCCUUGUCCUCCCCACCUGGCCCAUGCUGUCACCCACAGCACUGCUCAGCCGGGAAAGUGGUGGCUGGUCCCUAAGUGGCCUGGUGGCAGUGAGUUCCUUUGCUCCACCACAAGACUUUUCUGCUCGCAAUCCUCUGACUGAUGUUCUCAGAUGGCUCAGGGCAGACCCAGGCACUCUAGGGGCCAGGUCAGCCCUAUGUGACUGGGAGAACAGCAGGAGAGCCUUUGUUCCUGCCUGGUCAAUCCACAGUCUCCCUGUGGUCUGCUGUUGGGAUGACUGGAGUCUCCCUGUGUGCUCAGCCUCACAGAAGGCCAGGACGGGAAUAUGUCUCCUCUUGGAGGUCCCCCCUUUAUGGUCCUGUGGCACCUACUUAGCUCAGUGCCCAUCUCCAGCCCUUCUUGUUCAUGGAGGUCUAGGCUAGUCUUCCCUGGGUUCCCAAGAACAAUUGUCCACCCUGUGUUCUGACUGAUCCUGCCAUACUCACGCCCCGGGCUCUCUGGGAGAGCAGGGGUAGUUUCUUCUUAAAGUUUGCACUUUGUCUGGAGGAUCUGAGGAUCCCUGGGGCUGCUGAAAAGAUGGACGGGAUUGAGUCUGUUAUUCUUUUGUCUUAGGAGUCAGGUUCUUGUCACUGUCUUGUGUGUGUGUGGGUAGAGCUGGUUCUGGAGGGUGGCCCAACGUGACAACUAGUGUGUCCCCACCCCACUGGUUCUUCUUCCAAAUACUGUCUCUCUAAUUUGUGUUCUUGCAUGUAAAGUACGCCACAAUAAAUAGUUGAACCAGC